AUGCUACUUUUGAACAACUGUUUUUUUUUAGGUAUCGACUUUAAAAUAAGAACAAUUGAGUUAGAUGGCAAAAAAAUCAAGCUUCAAAUAUGGGACACCGCAGGUCAAGAACGUUUUCGCACAAUAACUACUGCUUAUUAUAGAGGGGCCAUGGGUAUCAUGUUGGUUUACGAUAUUACGCAAGAGAAAUCCUUCGAAAAUAUUAAAAAUUGGAUCCGGAAUAUAGAAGAAAAUGCUUCCGCUGACGUAGAAAAGAUGCUAUUGGGCAAUAAAUGUGAGCUCAAUGAAAAACGACAGGUUUCUCGGGAAAGAGGAGAGCAGUUGGCCGUAGAAUAUGGCAUAAAGUUUAUGGAAACUUCUGCAAAAGCCAGUAUCAAUGUGGAAGAAGCUUUUCUAACAUUGGCUAGCGAUAUAAAAUCAAAAAUGGAAAAACGAUUGGAAGCCAACAACCCACCAAAGGGAGGUCAUCAAUUGAAGUUUGCCGAAAAUCGAAAAACAGAGACUUGGUUAUCGAGAUGUAAUCUACUUUGACGCGUUCAAAUAAAUUUGCAUACCAUAGAAAAAAACAUAAUUCUCAGAUGUUUAAAAAUUAAGUGGUUUUAUAAUUAAAAACUGGAAAA
Messenger RNA from Rhagoletis zephyria (snowberry fruit fly), 620 nucleotides. RefSeq names its product RAS oncogene family member Rab8. NCBI's taxonomy places the organism in Eukaryota, Metazoa, Arthropoda, Insecta, Diptera, Tephritidae. Gene Ontology annotation, molecular function: GTPase activity; GTP binding. The record is from RefSeq and is a predicted model, not a curated record.